GACCCUUUUGCUCGAAUUACAGUUUAAAUUUCAGUGCGCGCGCCUGCUCCACACGAAAUAGUCAUAAAACGGACGAGUUACCGCGGCUGGUUAGCAGUCGGCCUUCUCUUUAUAAAAACAUUCUAACCGCUAACAAAAGAGCAGGAUGUCGGACGAAAAGCCAAAGGAAGGAGUGAAAACGGAGAACGACCACAUUAACCUGAAGGUAGCAGGUCAAGAUGGCUCGGUGGUACAGUUUAAAAUCAAAAGGCACACUGCACUCAGCAAACUCAUGAAGGCUUACUGUGAACGACAGGGGCUGUCAAUGCGUCAGAUAAGAUUUCGGUUUGAUGGGCAGCCCAUAAAUGAGUUGGACACACCUGCACAGUUGGAAAUGGAGGACGAGGACACUAUUGAUGUGUUUCAGCAACAGACAGGAGGAGCCUUUUCUUAAGCGGAGUGCAUCCCCACAGUUUGUUUUUGUUUUUUUGUUUCCCAUGUUGUAAUUGUUGUUUGGGAUUUUUAGCUGUUUUAUUUUUCAUUCUGCUGGGAUCAGUGCUGGGCUUUUCACGACAUGCAACAGCAGUUUUUACAUUUCUGAGGGCCUUGCUUUGCAUAUCAGUCUGAUUUUUAACCUGUUUAACAUGAAUAAAUUGUGUCCAGGCAGAGAUGCUAAUCAUACAACAUUGGACCGCAUGGAAAAAUUCACAACAAAUGUGUAUCAUUGACCAGAACUAUACGGCAAGAACCUUUUUUUUGAACAUCAUUUUGUCAGGUUGUCAGUGGCUGACCUACGGGGUGGCCAUGGGCACCCCAGUCACUCUCCGGCCACCCCACUGGCCAUCUUGACAUUUUGGGUAUCAGCUUAUUAGCGCCCUAUGUGAGUAAUGGUCUCACCUUGGCCACCCCAAUGAAACAUUUUGGCUCCGCCACCGCAGGUUGUAGCAAGUGUGAAUUCACAAUAUGAUUAACAAACUCAAUUCACACUUUCUUUUUCUGUCUUUGUUAUAUGCCCUAUUUGAUUUAUUUGUAUCCAUGUUUGCAGAGGGGGAACAUUGCAGAGAAAUAUGUGUAUGAAUGAUGUAUCUCUGUUCCUGGUGUUGCACUCAAAGCAGAUUGAGCUGAGUGAUAAAGUACAGCCAUGUUGCUGGACCAAAAAAUAAACAUUAAAUAAAGUGUGUUCUUUUAUAAAGGGUUUUGCUUUAUGUCAAAUGCAAGAGGUAAUUACUGUAACACUUCCAUUCCCAGGAUUACUCUUAUAAAACACUUCCAUUCCCAGGAUGUUUUUUUAAGAAAAAAUAAACUUUACCUUUUAUGUGA
Dunckerocampus dactyliophorus (ringed pipefish) is the source of this 1299-nucleotide messenger RNA. RefSeq names its product small ubiquitin like modifier 3b (gene sumo3b). Gene Ontology annotation, molecular function: ubiquitin-like protein ligase binding; protein tag activity. The record is from RefSeq and is a predicted model, not a curated record. Gene Ontology annotation, biological process: protein sumoylation. The transcript is spliced from 4 exons. Gene Ontology annotation, cellular component: nucleus. Lineage: Eukaryota; Metazoa; Chordata; Actinopteri; Syngnathiformes; Syngnathidae. The coding region runs from base 146 to 433 and encodes 95 amino acids.